AUGAGUACCUCACCCGACUCAGAUCCGGAUCCCCCCGCCCUGCUGGCCUCGGACGGCACAGCCAAACCGUAUCACUCAAAAAGGCCACACAAAAAGACGCGGUCCGGUUGCAAGACGUGCAAGGCGCGCAAGGUCAAAUGCGAUGAGGGCCGCCCGGCAUGCCGCAACUGCGUCCUGCGCAAGGUCGACUGCCUCUAUCCCGUCACCGCCGCGUCCGCCAAGUCGGCCACCCUCAAGCGCACCAUCACGCCUCGCACACCCACCUCGGAGCCAUCGACGUCCCUAGUGGCCAGUCCCGAGACGAGCCGUCGCCCGUGGGACCCGAGCCCCAUCAUCGAGCCCUUGUACAUACCGCCCGGUCAACAUGACGCCCUCGACAUGAAGCUGCUCUGGUUCUACACCACCAACACCUUCAACUCCUUUCUCACGCCCAGGGACAAGGGCGAGCGCGUCAACGAGAUUCUCCGCGUCAAGAUCCCCUCCUACGCCUUUGAGAAUCGCUUUCUCAUGGACUGCCUGCUCGGCCUGUCUGCCCUCCAGCUGGAGAACCUCAACCAGGAGGUCGACCCGUCGCGCGCCCUCUACUAUCGCUCGUGCGCCUUUGAGGGCUACCGCAAAGCCAUCGAAAAGGCCGACGUCGACACCUUCCCCGCCCUCAUCGCCUGCUCUCUCCUGCUCGUCGCCCUGUCGUCCCAGAUGUUCCGCGAGGUCACGACCAAGCGCCUGCACAUACUCGACUGGAUGGUCGUCUGGCGCGGCAUCGGCCUCAUGAUCCGGCUCGCGAGCCCCCGCAAGCUCUGGGAGGCCGGCCUCGCCGAGCUCUUCUUCCGCCCGCCCAUCGACCUCAACUCGUCGUCGCUGCACAUCCCCAACAACCUGCUCUUCAUGGUCUCCACCAUCCGCGACGACGACCCCGACCACGCCCACGGCCUCAGCUCCAUCCUCAACAUCCGCGCCAUGACCUGGUUCACCUUUGUGCCGCCCGACUUUGUCGAGCUCGCCAAGCUGCGCCGCCCGCGCGCCCUCGUCAUCAUUGCCCACUACGCCAUGUUCGUCAAGGUCGUCGACACCAUCUGGUGGCUGCGCGGCGUCGGCGACACGAGCAUCCGCGACAUCCUCGAGCACCUCGACCGCGACGCCUCGGACCACGCCUGGGACGACCUGCUCGCCACGCCCCGCGCCGCCCUGCGCACCGACCGCCCCGUCGACACGGCCAAGGUCAUCCUCAACGACCCCGUCUGGCUGCCGCCCGCCACCGACGACGCGCUCUGCCCCGAGGAGGCCUCGCGCCUGCCCCUCAUGCUGUCGCUCGUCAGCCAGCGCGGCAAGCUCAUGCGCUACGACAGCGCGUCGGGUCGCCACGUCGAGCUCGACGACGGGCCCGUCCUCGACGUCGCCACCAAUAUCCAGAGCUACAUGUGCGGCAACCAUCUCCGCAAGGCCGACCCGAGCCUGGCGACCCACGAUGGCACCGAGGACUUUGAGGACGGGCCUUUUGCCGUCUUCCGGAGGAUCCCCUUGCGAUGA
Molecule: messenger RNA, 1527 nt
Organism: Verticillium dahliae VdLs.17
Lineage: Eukaryota; Fungi; Ascomycota; Sordariomycetes; Glomerellales; Plectosphaerellaceae
Exons: 2
Coding region: 1-1527 (508 amino acids)
Biological process (GO): regulation of transcription by RNA polymerase II
Molecular function (GO): zinc ion binding; DNA-binding transcription factor activity, RNA polymerase II-specific
Source: RefSeq, a predicted model, not a curated record